UGGCGACGCCGCCCUUGACGCCGCCGACUUGGGCAAACGAAGUUCCGAGAGUGUACUGUCAUCAAAUCCUUUUAAUUUCCUCGCUGUGGUCAUUACUGCUCUACGUACAACUACUUUAACUGUUGGCAAUGAGGUAGGAAGAAGUGGAGUGGGUCAGGUUACACUUUCCUGUCUAAAAUUAGGGGAACUGCGCUGACGCAAGAUGGCUAAACUCGGUCUCUAUGUGUGACAGCGGGAACAAGACCGUGGAUCCAUGGAAACCUACCCUGCCAUUUAGCUGUUGUUGAUGACUGGUUGUAUUUUUAGACUUUGUUGUCAUCUUUCCGUAACACUUGGUGUCCAGCAUAUGGUAUAAAGGCGAGUCUUUCAAAAUGCAGCUGUACAGCAGUGCGUUGACACACUAUCCCGGAUCCUCUCGCAAAGUUUCGAUAACUAUCGCAAGUGGUACCACUACCGACAAUUUGUCCAGAACAACAACGAGCUGCUCUGUGAAUAAUAAACCGAGUGGGCCUACUCCAGCAGACACUAACGGGAAUACUGUAGGAGCGACUCAAUCUACUGCAAACAUGCCUGCUGCUGGUUUUUCAUGUUACGAGGCUGCUUCCAUGAAGCCAGUCUACUACACUUCAACCGCAGAGAUAAUUAUUCGUCGGCCUGACGGAGCUGAGAGAUCCGUACCAGUGUACAUCCUAAAGGAAACCCAAACCAAACGGUCUCCAUCAGACUCAUAUUCACAAGAUAUCCUGAUUCAGCCACGUGACCGAGAGAAUCAUUUGGAUAGAGACUUGAUUGUGGACUUCAUUGAUCACUUCAGAGGUAGAGGGGAUUUUUUCAGUGACAGUCAAAAGGUCCAACAUGAAAAUAACCUGAUCAAUUUUGACAAGAAAGAUGGACCAAGUUACAGAAAGUGUGAGGAGAGAAUGAACAUGGCAAAUGGGGAAGGAAAAACUGUUACGAGUGACCUUGUUAGCCAAAAACCCCAUCAGAACUUGGAGGCCCUGGCAACCCAUUUGGGCCGAGGCAUCUUGGAUUCCUGUGAGAAUAGAAAUGACAGUGAAUGUGCAGACCUGGACUUUCGAUCUGGCGAGGCACAGCUCUUUGAGCUCAAUGUCCUACAGGAGCCCUCUCCACGGAGAGAAGCAGACAAAUGUGAGGACGACAAAUUUGAGGACGACAAAGUGACGCGUUACAUUGCGGAAGUGGAGAAACAGAACAAAUACCUUCAGGAGAAGGUACACAAGUACAGAUUCCACAUCAUCCCUGAUGGCAAUUGUCUGUACAGGGCGGUGUGCAAAGCCGCCUAUGGAGAGCAGUCUAUGCACAAGGAGCUGAGAGACCAGACAAUGCACCACAUAGCCGACCACCUGGAUGAGUUUAACCCCAUCAUUGAGGGGGAUGUCGGCGAGUUCCUGAUCAACGCAGCGCAGGACAGUGCCUGGGCAGGCUAUCCUGAGCUUCUGGCGAUGAGUCAGAUGUUGAAUGUGAACAUUUACCUGACCACUGGAGGUAGCUUGGAGAGUCCCACGAUUUCAACCAUGGUGCACUACCUGGGGGAAGAGGACUCGUCCAAACCCACUGUCUGGUUGAGUUGGCUCAGUAACGGACACUAUGAUGUCCUGCUGGACAGGUGUGCGGACAACCCAGAGUAUGACGAGUGGUUCCGUCAUUCUCAGAUGCAAAGGAAACGGGACGAAGAGCUGGCCAAGUCGAUGGCAGCGUCACUGUCUAAAAUGUACAUUGAACAAAAUGGUCACAUUUGAAACCAAUAGUUAUCCGAUUGCUGCAUUUAAAUAUUACUGUGUGUUACAGUAGGCUAGCUGUUACGAAAUGGGCCAAUCAUUUCCGCUGAUAGUAGUGGAGCCUCUGUCAUCUGAGGUCUGAGAGGGCCUCAGUCAGCACCUGGGGCCCCUGUUGGCCCCUGUGCUAUCUCCUCACAGCCCAGCUCACGACUCACCUUGAGCUCAUACGGUCUCUCUCUCUCUCUCUCUCUCUCUCUCUCUCUCUCUCUCUCUCUCUCUCUCUCUCUCUCUCUCUCUCUCUCUCUCUCUCUCUCUCUCUCUCUCUCUCUCUCUCUCUCUCUCUCUCUCUCUCUCUCUCUCUCUCUCUCUCUCUCAAAAUCGAUUGUACUUUAAUAAUGUGUGUGUGACUUCAACAUUGCCUUAUUCAUUUAUUUUUCUAUGUUUUGUAUUGUAACCGAAUUGAAGUGCAGUGCACAUGUUACAUUUUGAUAUUUUUGUUGUAAAUACUCUAAAUGUCAAAAAUGACACUUGAAGGAGAUUAGGUUAUUUUUUUCUAUAGGCUACAUGAAUGCGUUUUAUGUUUGAGCACUUAGGUGAGACUUUAUUAGGUUUUUGACUGGUUCAUUGACAGUUAUUUUUGUAUUAUUACAUAUAACAGUUAAGCUGUGUUGCUAAGCUUUAUGCCUUUGUGAGGUGAUUGGAGCACAAACAGCAACAUUGUUUUUAAAUAAUAAUUUAAUUAUAAUAAUUUGUAUCCAGGCUGUAUCACAACCGGCCGUGAUUGGGUGUCCCAUGGGGCGGUGCACAAUUGGCCAAGCGUCGUCCGGGUUUGGCCGGUGUAGGCCGUCAUUGUAAAUAAGAAUUUGUUCUUAACUGACUUGCCUGGUUAAAUAAAUAUAAAUAAAUCCAUUUUGAAAUAACACUUUUGGUGUUCAAUUUACUUUGUCUUACAUUGACAUGAUUUAAAUCUCCAUGCAAGAUAAUGCUGACACACACAACACACACACACACACACUUUCUAUCUAGACAUGGAAUAGAAUAAUGGAAUAAUCUCGGGUGCUGUUAUUGAGUAACAAUACAAAUGGCUGAGUUUAUGUUUUGCUUUAUUCCCCUGCACAAC
Molecule: messenger RNA, 2859 nt
Organism: Oncorhynchus kisutch (coho salmon)
Lineage: Eukaryota; Metazoa; Chordata; Actinopteri; Salmoniformes; Salmonidae
Gene: otud1
Product: OTU deubiquitinase 1
Exons: 1
Coding region: 372-1760 (462 amino acids)
Biological process (GO): protein K63-linked deubiquitination
Molecular function (GO): cysteine-type deubiquitinase activity
Source: RefSeq, a predicted model, not a curated record